This is a messenger RNA of Globicephala melas (long-finned pilot whale), 912 nucleotides long. RefSeq names its product sodium/potassium transporting ATPase interacting 1 (gene NKAIN1). The record is from RefSeq and is a predicted model, not a curated record. NCBI's taxonomy places the organism in Eukaryota, Metazoa, Chordata, Mammalia, Artiodactyla, Delphinidae. Gene Ontology annotation, biological process: regulation of sodium ion transport.
CGCGGAGCCCGCGCGGCGCGGAGGAGGCGGCGGCCGCCGAGCUAGAGGGGCGCCGCGGCGAACGGCGCGCGCGGCCCCCAGAGCCAUGGGCAAGUGCAGCGGGCGCUGCACGCUGGUCGCCUUCUGCUGCCUGCAGCUGAUCACUCGUUUGCGUGGGUCUCAGCCUCUGGUCUCCGCCCCAGUGUUUCUCACAAAGUCUCUGCUCCUGUGUGUGUCUCUCUCCUGGUUUCUCCUUGGUGGCUGCGUUGGAGCGGCAGAUCUUUGACUUCCUGGGCUACCAGUGGGCUCCUAUCCUAGCCAACUUCCUGCACAUCAUGGCAGUUAUCCUGGGCAUCUUUGGUACCGUGCAGUACCGCUCCCGGUACCUCAUUCUGUAUGCAGCCUGGCUGGUGCUUUGGGUUGGCUGGAAUGCGUUUAUCAUCUGCUUCUACUUGGAGGUCGGACAGCUGUCCCAGGACCGGGACUUCAUCAUGACCUUCAACACAUCCCUGCACCGCUCCUGGUGGAUGGAGAAUGGGCCAGGCUGCCUGGUGACACCUGUCCUGAACUCCCGCCUGGCCCUGGAGGACCACCAUGUCAUCUCGGUCACCGGCUGCCUGCUUGACUAUCCCUACAUUGAAGCACUCAGCAGUGCCCUGCAGAUCUUCCUGGCUUUGAUUUCAUCGGCGGUUUUGACUCCUAUGGAUACCAGGCGCCGCAGAAGACGUCGCAUUUACAACUGCAGCCUCUGUACACGGCGGGGUAGUAGCUUCUGCCCCACGACCACCCCCGCGGCUAGACUGACCGCCGCAGCCGCGAGCUCUGGCCAAGAUGGCAGGCGUGCCCCCUGGCGGCUCGCUGACCGGACUGCAGCCUGGGUCGGCUUGACAUGGGUCCGAAGCAGACAUGGACUUGGCGCUUAGCCGCCUGGAC